UGACAAGUGUCAUACUCAUUUUAUCUCAUAAAGUGUAGCCAUGUGUUUUAAAUGACGUAAUUUUUUAAUUUUUGCUGAAACAUUAUUGUAAUCGGGAUUCAAUAAUACGAUAUAGCAUAUAUAUAUAUUCCAAAUAUAGCAUACAUAGAUAUCAUUGUCAGGCUCUGAUAUAUAAUAAACCUAUUAGAUAUUUCGGGGUAUAAAUAUAACAUCAAAACAAUAUUGAUCAUCAAUUUAGAAGUUCGUGAUUUGUGUAAUAAGUUUUAUUAAUCGUCCGCAAGAUGUCGCUCAAACGAGUUCUAAUUGUAAACAAAUCGUUCCCAGUCGCCGGCUUAGAAUUAUUAAAAAACAAGGUUGAAACCAUCGUGCUUCCCCAUCUGGAUUACGAAGCCGAGAGCUUGCCGAGUAUAAAGGACAACCUCAAAGGAAUCGACGCUUUAAUAUGGAACACGAAACACAAACUUACUGGAGAAUUAUUAACAUUAGCAGGACCUCAAUUAAAAGCAGUAUCAACAAUGGCGUCAGGCAUCGACCACAUUGAAGUGGCAGAAAUCAAGAAACGUGGCAUUCCAUUAGGAAACACUCCACAAGUGCUUGAUGACGCAGUAGCUGAUAUAACUGUUGGACUCAUGAUUGCUGCUGCAAGGAGGUUCAAGGAAGGAGUUCAAGAAUUAGAGGCAGGCGAAUGGAAGUAUGGCGUCCAAUGGAUGGUGGGCCAGGAUAUUUCUGGCAGCACAGUUGGAAUCGUAGGCUUCGGGGGUAUUGGGCAGGCAGUGCUCCGAAGACUGAGGGGUUUUGACGUCGCUAAGUUUUUGUACAGUGGACGCACUGACAAACCUGAAGCAAAAACUUUGGGAGCAGAACGAGUACCUCUUGAACAGUUGUUGAGGGAGAGUGACUACGUGAUCCUGGCGUGCCCUCUAACGAAGGAGACCAAACAUCUGAUCAACGCAAACUCACUAAAGACGAUGAAGAAGACAUCUGUCGUCGUUAACAUUGGGAGAGGAGAGCUAAUAGACCAAGAAGCCUUGUACGAUGCUCUCAAAGAGAACCAGAUCUUCGCAGCAGGAUUGGAUGUCACUACUCCAGAGCCAUUACCGAACAACCAUCCUCUUGUGUCUUUGCCAAACUGCUACAUUAUACCCCACAUGGGUAGUGCAACCGUUGACACCAGAAACAAGAUGGCGUCGAUAUCAGCCCAGAACGUGUUGCUGGCAUUAGAGGGAAAACCUAUGCUGUUCCCUUGUUGAAGAUUAUUAACUCAAUAUAUUAUAUUUCAAAUCAAUUGGGCA
Molecule: messenger RNA, 1292 nt
Organism: Spodoptera exigua (beet armyworm)
Lineage: Eukaryota; Metazoa; Arthropoda; Insecta; Lepidoptera; Noctuidae
Source: the annotation of a GenBank genome assembly